AGUCCAAAUGCCCCCCUCACAACUCAAGCGCCUCAAAGCCUCGCUCCGAGACCAAGGCAUAACGGGCCCUCAAAAAUCCAAAAAAGAGAAGAAGUCACAGAAUAAGAAUGCCUCGCACCACACGCAAAAAGCCUCCGCGCUCGCCUCGAUCCGCGAAUCCUUCAACCCAUUCGAAUUCAAGCACCUCUCGCGCCCCCAGAAAUUCGAAUACGCAACUACAAAUGCGAAACCCAAAGUGCUCGGACGCCCCGGCGUCACCAAGAGCGCGGGCGAGGAAACAAGACGGAAGACACUGCUGCCGGAGAUGAAUCGCAAGAACAAGACGGGCGGGAUCCUGGAUCGCCGAAUUGGCGAGAACGACCCGACGAUGAGUCUUGAGGAUCGCAUGAUGGCGCGGUUUGAGCGCGAGCAGCAGCGCAAGAGGGGCGGGAAUGUAUUUGAUCUGGAGGAUGGGGACGAGGAGGUGGAGCUUACGCACGGAGGGCAGACACUGAGGUUUGAUGAUGAGAUCGGGGAGGAGGAUUAUGAUGCUGCGAGUGUCAGUGGAAGUGAUCAUGAGGGCGAGGAUGGGUUCUUGAAGAAGAAGAGGAGGAGAGAUGAUGGUGAGGAGGGCGAUGCUGAGGUUGAGAAUGAGGAACAGCCUGAGAGGAAGAAGAGCAAGGCUGAGGUUAUGAAGGAGGUUAUUGCGAAGAGCAAGUUGCAUAAGUACGAGAGGCAGCAGGCGAAGGAGGAUGACGAGGAGUUGAGGGAGGAGCUUGACAAGGACUUGAACGAUGUUCUGGCUGCGCUGAGGGGUCAUAUCAACAAGAAGCCUGAACCUGAGAAGGUGAGGGAGGUGGCGCAGAACGACUUCGGUAUGAACGCCGAUCGAGCAGCGCUGCUUGCAACCAUGUCGCAGGAGGGCAAGGAUAAGGAAUAUGACCGCCGGGUGCGCGAGCUAUUCAACGACGAGCGAUCGAAGCCCACCGAGCGAACAAAGACGGCUGAGGAGAAGGCCAAAGAGGAGGCUGAUCGCUUGAAGGAGCUCGAGGAGAAGCGCCAGAAGCGCAUGAGGGGAGAGCCCAUCAGCGACGACGAGGAGCCCUCCAAGAAGCAGCAAGACGAGGACGAUGACGAGAAUAUGUCCGACAUCAAUGACGAUGCUGCUGAAUUUGGGCUUGCUGCACCACCAGCACCAGGGCAAAGCAGACCUGUUGGCGUCGAUGACGAGGAUGACUUCAUACUAGAGGACGACCUUGUUGCUACAGACUCAGAAGCUGAUAUCUCGGACGAAGAGUCGGAGAGUGGGGCUGAGGUGGACGACACAAUGGCCAUGGACGACGACGAUGCAGACUUUCUGAAGGACGUCGUAGAGCAGCCCAAAGCCCAGCCCAAGGCUGUGAAAGGCGUGCUCACGAUUGGUGCCGACACAUCUUCUUCGAGACUGGCGUACACAUACCCAUGUCCACGUUCGCAUGAGGAACUGCUGGAAGUCUUCAAAACGGUCGACCUCAAGGAUACCUCCACAGUCGUCCAAAGGAUACGAGCGCUGUACCACGCUGGUCUGAAGGAGGAUAACAAGCACAAGCUCGCUGACUUCGCGUGCGCACUUCUCGAUCACGUCUCGUACCUGUCAAACCAGACACCUGCAGCACCGUUGGCAGUCAUCGAGUCCGUCAUCCGUCACAUCCACUCCAUUUCCCGGUCAUACCCAGUGCAGAUUGCUACGCAGUUCCGCAAGCACCUCAAGGCAUUCCAGCUUUCCAACCAGCCGACUCCAGGAGACUUAGCGCUUCUCACAGCCAUUGGAUCGAUCUAUCCAACAUCUGACCACUUCCACCAAGUCGUCACACCCGCCGUGACACUGAUGGCGCGCUGGAUGGGCUUAACAACACCCUCAUCAGCCAACGAUAUCGCCACUGGUGCCUUCGUCGGUGCCUUGUGCCUACAAUACCAGACGCUCUCAAAACGCUACAUCCCCGAGUUCAUCCGCUAUACAUCGCUGUGCCUACGCUCUCCACACGCCACAAAACCCCUGCUAAGCGCACACACCCGCAACAUCCUCACCGCCGCAGACCUCUGGAGCGGCUCACCGGCCUUCAUCGAGAUCUUCACACCUUUACUGGCACCGCUAAAGAGCGCACACCAAACAUCCACAACACAAAACCUCCUGGCGCGUGUGAAUAAUGCGAAAUUGACUCGCCGCCCACAAGCACUGCACCACCACCGCCCCCUCCCCAUCCCCAGCCGCAUACCAAAAUUCGAAGAAUCCUUCGACCCGACGAAGCACUACGACGCGGACCGUGAGCGCUCCGACGCCACGAAGCUGCAGAAAGAGUACAAGCGGGAGAGGAAAGGAGCGAUGCGGGAGUUGCGCAAGGACGCGAAUUUCAUUGCCAGGGAGAAGCUCAGGGAGAAGAAGGAGAAAGAUGCGGCAUAUGAGGCCAAGUAUAAGAGGCUGGUGGCGGAGAUUCAGGGCGAGGAGGGGUAUGAGAAGAAUGUUUAUGAGAGGGAGAAGAGGAAGCGGAAGGGCAACUAGAAUCCGACGAAUGGGGGGUUUUCCCUGGUGGAG
Macroventuria anomochaeta is the source of this 2551-nucleotide messenger RNA. Its product is annotated as Nop14-like protein. The coding region runs from base 8 to 2518 and encodes 836 amino acids. Gene Ontology annotation, biological process: maturation of SSU-rRNA. The record is from RefSeq and is a predicted model, not a curated record. NCBI's taxonomy places the organism in Eukaryota, Fungi, Ascomycota, Dothideomycetes, Pleosporales, Didymellaceae. The transcript has a single exon. Gene Ontology annotation, cellular component: Noc4p-Nop14p complex; small-subunit processome; nucleolus.